GGCUGCGGUCACACUGGUCCUGUCGCACAAAUAAAAUAAUAAAUGAAAAGGCAGAAGGCAGCACAAGCAACAAUAAUAGAAAUAAACAGCCGACCCGAUAACUGAGCACAAAAAUAAGGCGUACGUAAUAUAGACGAGCAGGCAAACAAGGCGGCUGUGCGCGGCGGAGAUCCUUCUUACCGGAGCGGAGUGGAGCUGGUGUGACAAUGGGCGCCUGUGUGUGUCGCGCGAACCCCGACAACGAGACGAUGAGCGUCUCCUCGGCGAGCAUCUCGCGUCCGGCCAGCGCAGGCAUCGCCAUGGGCGCUGCGCGCAAAAACCGACCGCUGUGCCACGAGACCAUCCGGUGGCGAUCGGACGUCCCGCUCACCGAGGGGCAGCUGAGGUCCAAGCGGGACGAGUUCUGGGACACGGCGCCCGCCUUUGAUGGCCGCAAGGAGAUCUGGGAUGCGCUGCGGGCGGCCACCAACGCGGCCGAGGGCCUCGACUUUCAGAUGGCGCAGGCCAUCCUGGACGGGGCCAAUGUCUCAGUUCCGAAUGGAUACCUCACAGAAUGUUACGAUGAGCUGGGCACCCAGUACAAGGUGCCCAUUUACUGUCUGUCAUAUCCCAUAAAUAUCGUAAAGGAGGAGAACGGACGCGACUCGCCUGCCGAAUACUCUGAGCCAGUGGAUGGCGGUACCGAGAUCUUUUUGAAGCUGCGCAUAUCAUCGACCAUGACUGAUGUUAAACUACCGGUGUACUCCAAGGACACCGUGGGGCAGUGCAAGAAGAAGCUUCAGGCCGCCGAGGCUGUCGACGCCUGCUGCCAGCGAUGGUUCUAUAGUGGCAAGCUGCUGGGCGACAAGGUGCCCAUCGAUGAGUGCAGCAUACACCAGGGCUACGUGGUGCAGGUGAUUGUAAACACGGAGCACUACAACCACGACAACAGCACGAGUACGGCGCACGCCAGCUAGCGGCGCAGUCAACUCCCACUAGUCAACAGCAAUAGCAACAGCAAGGAGCCACGACAGCAGCCGCAGGAUCAGCAGCAGCAGCAGCAGCAACAACUUUUGGCCAAAGUGGGCAGCGGCAUUCGAUGGAGGAGGAAUGCCAUAUACUCAGAUUACAGCACAAGGAACCUUAAGGGGAAUGUACAGCAAACACCGGAGCAUCAGCGGGUACAACAGCAACAGCAUACUCAUUGCAUUUAUCAAAAUAAGCAACAAUUGCAAAUUGUUGCUCUGUCUGCCUUGUUGCUGUUGCUGUUGUUGUGGCUGCUCGCCUUGUUAUGCUUUGUUUAAUAUAUCUAUAUAUAAAAUAUGAAACAAAGAUCGAAAUCGUGUUGCUGAGGAAGGGAAAUAGGCAUGGGAAAUGAUUAUAAGAUACAUAAAUUAUAAACUUACAUAUAUUUUUUUGAUAAUAAUUACUUGGUAAUAAUACAAUGGAUCUAGGCGGUCUACAAAGCAUGUACUGUCAACUGUAUAUGGAACCUGCUGUAUUGAGCAUUGUAACCGAGAUUUUCUCGGACACUCGUCUACUGAAAAACUGAAAAAGAUGUACAUUUUUAUAAAAACCAAAUUGAAGGGCCUCUAUUAACUAAUUGUAAGCAAGUGUUAGUUCAUUUGCCUAAUGUACAUGUAAUGUAAAAAUAAACAAGAACUGUAGUAUUUGGCCGCAAUAGAAAGCAUGCAACAAACAAUUUUUGAUACUGUACAAAAUGCCAAUCACAAUAUUAUGAAAGUGAACAUAAUUGUGACAAAACCCAGAAAAAACACAAAUUGUUAAGCAAAUUCCUUGCUCAAAUGUAGUUAACACGAAUGAGGGGAACACAUCGCGAUAAGAGAGAUGGAGCGAAUGCGAGGUAGGGAGUUGAAGAGUUAACCCAAGUACCUUAUAAAUGUAUAUGAUUUAAUUGCUUUUAGAGUCGAUAAUUAUCUCUCAAGCACAUCAAUUUCUUGUAUAAUUUCUUUAAUAAAUUCGAUGCGGUCAAAUGACCGUUUUAAGUCCGCUGAACUACAAUAAGGCAUUUAUUCCGGGGGUAUGAAUUAUCUAACUCAAUUUUAUUGACUUAUUGUAAAAUUAAGAAUUAGGUCAAUACAUCCACUGAUGAUGCUGAAUGCAGCGACAGUCUACAGUUUUUGCAUAUUUAUAUUUAGUAGCGAAAUCAGAUGAUAUCAAAAUCCUUUGAUUUUAGAAUCUCUUUUUUUAAUUCAAAAAUAAUAAAUAUGUUAUAACCUUUAAAUAAAACUAGUGAAAACAUUUAAAUAAUAAAUUUAAAAUUUGAUAAGUUAUGCCAUUCAUCUAAUCGUUUUCAGUAUAAGUUACCGUAUAUAUUCCACUGACGGCCUUUUUUUAAUAUUUCCUAACAUUGUAUUUUAAAAAUGUCGGUGCAGAAGAGAUCCAAUAUAUCAAAUAUUUCUGUAACGCACUGCGAGAGAGUGUUAUUGCCAAAGUUGAAACAAUUAUUGAAAGAAGCAAAUAAAGAUCUAUUGAAUGCUUAUAUA
Molecule: messenger RNA, 2486 nt
Organism: Drosophila subpulchrella
Lineage: Eukaryota; Metazoa; Arthropoda; Insecta; Diptera; Drosophilidae
Product: ubiquitin domain-containing protein 1
Exons: 5
Coding region: 207-956 (249 amino acids)
Molecular function (GO): protein binding
Source: RefSeq, a predicted model, not a curated record